Molecule: messenger RNA, 7601 nt
Organism: Scomber japonicus (chub mackerel)
Lineage: Eukaryota; Metazoa; Chordata; Actinopteri; Scombriformes; Scombridae
Gene: gapvd1
Product: GTPase activating protein and VPS9 domains 1
Exons: 28
Coding region: 170-4597 (1475 amino acids)
Biological process (GO): vesicle-mediated transport; regulation of GTPase activity
Cellular component (GO): endocytic vesicle; cytosol
Molecular function (GO): small GTPase binding; guanyl-nucleotide exchange factor activity
Source: RefSeq, a predicted model, not a curated record
GACAGCACUGUUCGUCCCUGCAGAACCAGAGAGAGACGGCUAAUCGCCAACAAACAAUCCCUCUGACUCGAGAAAUCUAAUGAUCAGCCGUGUUUAGAGCCACUGUGAACAACUAGUGUGAGCUAAUCACGUCCGUUAUUUACCCCUCUGCCUGUGAGAGCUGGUGAAGAUGGUGAAGCCAGACAUCCACACUCUGGCCCACCACCUGAAGCAGGAGCGACUGUACGUGGCGUCGGAGAAGCAGCUGAUCCAGAGGCUCAACAGCGAUGUGCUGAAGACAGCUGAGAGGCUCUAUCGGGCCGCCUGGAUCGCCAAGCAGCAGAGGAUCAACCUUGAUCGUCUCAUCCUCACCAGUGCGGAAGCCUCUCCAGCUGAAUGCUGCCAACAUGCCAAAAUGCUGGAAGACACACAGUUUGUUGAUGGCUACAAGACUCUGGGCUUCCAGGAGACAAUCUACGGUGAGUUCGUGGCCCGGUUGAGGGAGAACCCCAGACUGGUGGCGUCAUGCCUGGUGGCAGGAGAGAGGCUGAACCAGGAGCAUACCCAGGGGGUCAUCUAUACAGUCUUCACCUCACUGUAUGGCAACUGCAUCAUGCAGGAGGAUGAGAGCUACUUGCUACAGGUGUUGCGGUACCUGGUAGAGUUUGAGCUGAAGGAGAAUGACAACCCUCGCCGUCUGUUGCGAAGGGGAACCUGUGCCUUCAGCAUCCUUUUCAAGCUCUUCUCUGAGGGCCUGUACUCAGCCAAACUCUUCCUCACUGCCACCCUCCACGAACCCAUUAUGCAGCUGCUGGUGGAAGAUGAAGACCACCUGGAGACAGACCCAGCCAAGGUGACAGAGCGCCUUACUCCGGCCCAGCAGGAGCGCUUUGGAGAGAAGGGCUCCGAGGGUUACAAACAACGGGUGCAGGCAGCGGUGGAGGCCAAUGAAGCCAAGCUGGUUGCUCUGGUCAAUAAGUUUAUUGGUUACUUGAAGCAGAACACCUACUGCUUUCCCCACAGCCUGCGUUGGAUUGUGUCCCAAAUGUACAAGACAUUGUCCUGUGUGGAGCGUCUUGAAGUGGGUGAGGUGCGCACCAUGUGCACAGACCUACUGCUGACCUGCUUCAUCUGCCCAGCUAUAGUCAACCCGGAGCAGUAUGGUAUCAUCUCAGAUGCCCCCAUCAAUGAAGUGGCCCGCUUCAAUCUAAUGCAGGUGGGGCAGCUUUUGCAGCAGUUGGCCAUGGCUGACGAUGAUGCAGACCCAAGGCGGAAAAGCUGCUUGUCUAAAUUUGAUAAGAGUUGUGUAGCUGCCUUUCUGGACGUGGUGAUUGGAGGUAGAGCAGUCGAGACCCCACCAAUGUCCUCAAUGAAUCUUCUAGAAGGCCUGAGCAGGACUGCGGUCUAUAUUACGCAUCAUCAGCUGCUGGCACUGUUGGACUUUGUGCGAAGCGUGACGGCGGGAGACCACCUUCGGGAGGAGGACCACAUGGCUCUGGAGACCCUGCUGGCCAAUGUGCCCCAGUCUCGAACUGUGAAGAGCAACAGCCUGGAGCUCACCCCAUCCAACACCCCUCAGCUCUCCCCAGCCACCACUCCCGCCAACAAGAAGAACAGGCUCCCCAUAGGACAACACUUAGCAGCUAUAACAUCCUGGGACCCCACAACCACCACUCUGUCUGCUCACAUUCCAUUAGUAACCCCUUUUGCAGCUGCUCGCAGCCGCAGCCGUACCAACAUAGCCCAGGAGGGGGAGGCAGAGGCCAGCUCCCAAGAGUCCCUGCAGGAGCUGAUGCCAGAGGAGGUGCUGGUGAUUUCACUAGGAUCUGGUCCUCAGAAUGUCCCUGGGAUGAUGUCAGAGAAUGAGGUUUUGAACCUGCAGAUGGCUGAUGGGGCCCAAGGGGACGGCCAUGCUGAUGACACUAAGCUGCAUGGUAAACCAGACAAAACUCUGCGCUUCUCCCUCUGCAGUGACAACUUGGAGGGCAUCUCAGAGGGUCCAUCUAAUCGUUCUAACUCUGUGUCAUCCCUGGACCUGGAGGGAGAAUCAGUUUCUGAGUUGGGAGCUGGACCUUCAGGGAGCAACGGGGUGGAGGCUCUACAGCUUUUGGAGCAUGAACAGGCCACCACUCAGGACAACCUGGAUGAUAAACUGCGCAAAUUUGAGAUCAGAGACAUGAUGGGCCUGACGGACGAUAGGGACAUCUCUGAGACUGUCAGUGAAACUUGGAGUACUGAUGUGCUCGGCAGCGAUUUUGAUCCCAACAUGGAUGAAGACCGUCUGCAGGAAAUAGCAGGGGCAGCUGCGGAGAACAUGCUCGGCAGCCUGCUGUGUCUUCCUGGCUCGGGCUCAGUGCUGCUCGACCCCUAUGGCUCCACGAUCUCGGAGACCACAAGCGAGGCCUGGAGUGUGGAGGUCCUGCCCAGCGACUCAGAAGCCCCGGACCUGAAACAGGAGGAGCGUCUGCAGGAGCUGGAGAGCUGCUCCGGUGUUGGCAGUACCUCAGAUGAUACAGAGGUCAGAGAGGUCAGCUCAAGACCCAGCACUCCAGGCCUAAGUGUUGUCUCAGGUAUCAGCGCAACCUCAGAAGACAUCCCCAACAAGAUCGAGGACCUGCGGUCAGAGUGCAGCUCAGACUUUGGAGGAAAGGACUCUGUGACCAGUCCAGAUGGGGAGGAGUCAGGCCACGGAUCACACCAUCUGACAUCUCCACCCUCACAAGCUGAUUCCUUAUUGGCCAUGUUUGAUCCCCUCUCCUCCGGUGAAGGUUCCUCCACUGGAACAAUAGUGAGGCCCAAAGUGCACUACGCCAGGCCCCCUCACCCUCCCCCCGACCCUCCCAUCCCUGAAGCCAGUGCCCUGGGGCAGGACACACGCCACUCUCUCUUCACGCCCCACUGCUUGGCCCAGGCUGAGCUGGAGCACACUAAGCAGCGCCACUCCUUCCCUGACAGGCUGGUCCGUAGCCGCAGCUCUGACAUCGUGUGCCCAGGCCGCCGGCCCACAAGUGACCCCGGCCUUAAUCGGCGGGUAGCAGUCGAAGAGCGCGACCCUGCUGGGGCCUUCGCAUUAGGACCGUCCUCGUCCCCCAGCAAGGACUCCCUGAAAGGAGAGACUGAGGACAGAAAAGACAGUGAUGAUGAGAAGUCUGAUCGCAACAGACCUUGGUGGAAGAAACGUUUUGUGUCAGCCAUUCCCAAAGCACCGAUAGCAGCAUUUAGGAAAAGGGACAAGCAGGAGAAAGAUGAUAUUGUUCCGGAGCGAAUGCCGCAAGAUGACCCUUUGCCCAGACAGAGCACACAAGCGCAGGCAGCUGAAGACAUCCUGGACAAGUACAGGAACAUAAAGAGGACCAGCCCGAGUGACGGAGCCGCAGCCGGAGCUUCUUACGAUGGUACCGGAGAUCUUUGUGUUGAGGACAGCGUGCAUGACUCUCCAAGAGAAGACACCCUGCAGAACAUUUCAACAGAUGACCUCCCAGACUCUGCCAGUCAGACAGCACAGCAGCAUGACUCCAAGUUCUCUUUCAGUGAUGCAAAGAAGAAGUUGAGGUUGGCGUUGUGCUCUGCAGACUCAGUGGCUCUGCCCAUCAUGACCCCUGCGACCACUCGAAAUGGGCUGCCUGACCACAUGGACCCUGAAGACAAUGAGAUCGUCUGCUUCCUGAAGGUCCAGCUAGCAGAGGCCAUCAACCUUCAGGAUAAGAACCAGAUGGCCCAGAUCCAGGAGACCACGCGUUGCGUCAGCCGUUUCGACGCACGUACCUGCAGGAAGCUGCUGGCUGCUAUCGCGGAGGAUUACAGAAAGCGGGCACCAUACAUAGCCUAUCUAACCAGGUGUCGUCAGGGCCUGCAGACCUCACAGGCCCAUCUGGAGAGGCUCGUCCAGAGGGUGCUGAGAGAUAAGGAAGUGGCAAACCGCUACUUCACCACUGUCUGCGUUCGGCUCCUUCUCGAACACAUGGAGUCCAAGAUGCUGGACUUCAUUAAAGCGUUCCAGGGGUGCACAGCAUCUGAUGACAAGACCGCAGCAGUGGAGGAUUUUCUGCGCUACUUGUACGGUGCCAUGGCCAGUGAUGCCAUUUGGCAGUAUGCUAGCGAGGACCAGCUGCAGGAUGCCCAGAUGGCUAUCGAGCGCAGCGUUAUGAACCGCAUCUUCAAACUGGCUUUCUACCCAAACCAGGAUGGAGAUAUUCUCAGAGACCAGCUUUUCCACGAACACAUCCAGCGGCUCUCAAAAGUUGUGACGGCGAAUCAUAAAGCUCUUCAAAUCCCAGAGGUGUACCUGAAGGAGACUCCCUGGCCCUCUGCGCAGUCUGAGAUCAGGACCAUCAAUGCCUACAAGACUCCAAGAGACAAAGUCCAGUGUAUACUGCGCAUGUGUUCCACCAUCAUGAACCUCCUCAGUCUGGCAAAUGAAGACUCCGUCCCCGGAGCCGACGACUUUGUCCCCGUGCUCGUCUUUGUCCUGAUAAGGGCAAACCCGCCCUGCCUGCUGUCCACCGUUCAGUACAUCAAUAAUUUCUACGCCAGCCGGCUGAGUGGGGAGGAGUGCUAUUGGUGGAUGCAGUUCACCGCGGCAGUGGAAUUCAUUAAGACCAUCGACGAUCGCAAGUGAAGCAGAACAGCCACCUGUAUGGGCAGACUGCGGGGGAAGGAGCCGGGAGACUGGGAGACUUCCCAACCAACUGCUCCCUCUGCACAGCUUCUAAAACCUGGCCCUCAGCCUGCUCUUUAUUUGUAUAGCUUGUACAUAGCCAGAGACGUUGAAAGAUUACAAAAUAUAUAUUACUGUAUGUAUGUGGACAAAUCCAGGUUUUAGCCGUGGUGGGAAAAAACGGCCUUGGGGGAAAAAAUUUGGCAAAAUGUUAACUUUGAACCGAAUUUGGAUUUUUCCUUUUUAAUCUUUUUGUCUCUUCCGUCAUGUUUCACUUUUGGGGUCUGUAUUAGGAAUAUAUACAUAUAAAUACACACACACACACACACACACAUAUACAAUUAUCAGUAUGACAUUAAAUCAACCUAAAAGAUAAUCCUAUUUAAAGGGACCAGACUUCCUUGGUGUGAUCACUGAUCUUUUUUUGUUUGUUUUUUUUUCAGAGUGAGAGGGAUGGGCUUCCAAUUAAAUUACAAUGCAACGUCCAUCAGUGCAUUGUAACAUGGUGAUUUACAGUGCGUGAGAGUUACUGAUGGGAUUUAGUGACUCAAACAUAGAGAGCAAUUCACAGUAACCAUCACUACUCAUAAGAUUAGUGUAUCAAACAGUAGGGCAGCUUAUUACAUGAAUUGUUUACUUCAUCCUAUUCCCAAAACACGUGUCAGUGAACAAUUUGGACAGAAGGGCCCACAUAUUUAUAUGAAAUAAAAUGUAUUUAUUUCUGUAAUUCUAUUUAAUGCUUUGUUUAUCUAAUUUUUAAGAAAAAAAACAAUGAAAAUACAUAUCAUGCCCAUUCAAAUGUCUGAGGCAAGUGCUGGUAUUGUAUUAAACUUGCGAGAAAAAAGCUUGAGUUAGGAAGGCACCUUAGUAGUGAGUAGCCCUUAAGGCGGGGGACGCUGGGCGAUCUAAGACAUACAGGGUCAACUCAUGCACAGAGCAGUGGUGGCAUUUGAGGAAAUAUUGAAAAUAGUGCCUUUGAUGUGGGGCGCUCUGUACAGGUAGUUAAUAUUCUUUUUUUUUUUAAACCCAGAAUAGGCAUUAACGCCCCCUCUCUUACACACACACAUACACUCCAAUGGGCCAACCACAUCUUACUGAGGAACCUUUUUGUCUAGCCCUCACACGCAGGAACACACAGGCAUUGCCACAUUUUACUGAUUGUGACGGCUCAGUCCCUUUAAACGCACUUGAGUUUGAACAAAUAUCCCCUUCGGUAUUCUUAGCUAGAUCCUACCUCAGAGUUGAAACCAAUGAGCCUGAUAUCAGUCCGCAGAAACAGAAACUGUCCUGCAUUGGUCGACAACAGAGUACUGGAUCACAUUUUGCACUGGUCAAAGGUUUGCUGUAGAUUCGUAAGUUCAGCGCCUUUUCAUAGUAAUACAUAAAGGGGAAGGGGAGGAAAGUUGGGAUACUGAGCUGCUGUGAUGCUUGUUGUGGUCACAUCACCCUUAAAUAACAAGCCUUUGUUAGUGAACAAAGACGUUUUACUUUCUGAUCUUAUUACCUGAGAUGCCACAUGUGUCCGCAUGGGCAGACUAGUGAACUAUUGGAUAUUAGCGCUCUACCUCCUCAUAAGUUCAAGAAAGGGACUCGUGUUUAUGUGCACUUAUAUUUCUUUUGUUUCCCCCUAUUUUGGCGUGCUGUGAUAUCCCAGUGUCAUUGUAUCUUUCCAAUUAUAGAAGAAGCAUGUCUUUAAUUAUCCAGAAAUGACUAAAACUCCUUUUCUCUUGAAUUCCUCUGCUUCAUUUUUGUGCACAGACGUGCCACUUGUAUUAUAGUUUGAAUAAUCCAUUACAUUUUAUGGUAAAUGACCUGACAGCACAAUACACAGUAGGAUAGAAGAUCAAAUAAUCAACACUAUUGACUUGUUACUGACUUUGCAGUUAAUGCUAAAGUGGUUGGUGUAGUACAUGAGUGUUUUUCUUUCUUUUUUUCUUUCUUUCUUUUUUGUCUAGUGGGUGUGUGAGACGAUUGUGUGAUUGGUUGACCCUCUGCCUCCUCUUGCAUGAAGUCAUUGAAUGGUCUGUACAUUCUCAAUCAUGGUAAAACAGUAGAAUAGGAUUAGUAUCUGCCACAGGCCAGUAAUUGAACCUGCAAGAGGAUGCAAAGCUUUUCUUUGUGUCCGUGAUACUUGCAUAUCAGAACUCAAUGAUUUAUUUUGCACAAAAUAUCUUUUUCCUAAAAAAAAAAUUAAAAAAAAUAAGCAUUUGACAGGGAGCAGUGCAUUUUGGAAUUACUGUCUGGCCUCCGCAGCCGCAGUCAUUUAACAUGAACAUUUAUUUGAGUAGCAAACUUAAGGACCUGACUGUUACUCUUUCAAGCUGAUGAGCAUCCGCGUUUAUGGGAGACAUCACAAAUACAUUUUCUACCCGUCUACAGUAGCACAUGCACCAGAUUCACAUGUGUGCUGUACACUUCCUCGCAGGGUCUGUGUAAUCAAUUUGAUGAGAAAACCAUGCACUGGAAAAUCAAGUUGCAGGUUGCAUCUAUACUAAUUAGGUUUGUGUGAUGUCACUUUAAUUGGAAAUACAUACUGCACAAAUCUGAUGAAAUUAUUUGGACCUGGCUUAUGUUUCAGGGUUUCCUCAGAUAGCCGGUCACAGCUACGAAUGACCCCAGUGAAGCACUGAUCAAAACACCAAAUCAUCUACACGCAAACAAACACAUACGACUGUGAUAUUGACUAUAAUUUUUUAGCUCUGAUUGUAUGCAAACCACUGAGCAGUGGUGUCAAAUAAACCAGACCAAUGAGGUCUGUUCUUCAAAGCUUUACUGCUCUGCUCCCUGUACAAUUGAGUUGAAAGGAUGAGCAGAGAAAAAAAAAGUUUUACAUAUUACAUCUAAUUUUACAUUUAAUUGUAAGCUUGCACAAUUAUGACAUGCGGGGAAAGCCGGUUUGUCUUUACUGUGAUUAAUGCAUUAUGUAAUUCUUUAAAAACAAUAAAAGAAGCAGAAGUUUUUCCUU